This is a messenger RNA of Drechmeria coniospora, 645 nucleotides long. RefSeq lists its product as uncharacterized. The coding region runs from base 1 to 645 and encodes 214 amino acids. NCBI's taxonomy places the organism in Eukaryota, Fungi, Ascomycota, Sordariomycetes, Hypocreales, Ophiocordycipitaceae. The record is from RefSeq and is a predicted model, not a curated record. The transcript has a single exon.
AUGGCGAAGCAAGAUGAGUCGAGUGCGCAUCGCAUGACACGCGUGGCUGAUCAGCUGGCUGACCUACCACGGCAUGCAGCGUCGUACAAGCAGGGUGUAGAGUCUAUGCCUCUGCUCUCCCCUCAUAUCCCCGAAUAUUGUCACGAGUUUUCGUUGUCGGCUACUUCCCGGGAGGAGGAAGAGCUCAACCGAGGGGGCACGCUGCUGCUGAGUGAGACGUCGAGCAUGGCGAAAACCCUAGGAUUCUUGGACCAUCGAGGCCUCGUUGCUGGACGCCUUCCGGACUUAAUGCCAACGCUGGCGUUUCUCCCUGGUAGACGUGCAGCUGACGGCGAACCAGUCGGAAUGUCUCGGCCGCUGACGGCGUCCAUGGGGUACCCAACUCCCAUCAGCCCGCCCCCGAAGUACUCGCAGGCGACGAGCGACACGGACUCGCCACAAACGGCGGAGACGCUUGAGCCCAUGCGGCGAGACGGAGACUGGAGUUAUGUGGAGGCGCAGACGAGGGAAGCGGGGAGCCAGACGACGAUCUUGCCUGACGAGUCGUGGGAGGAGUGUCAGUGCUCGCUGCUUCUCGUCAUCGUGCUCACCGGGGUCACCGCCAUGAUUUCCUGGAGGGCAUGCUCCCUGCUUUCUGCAUCAUAG